Molecule: messenger RNA, 561 nt
Organism: Thelazia callipaeda (thelaziosis nematode)
Lineage: Eukaryota; Metazoa; Nematoda; Chromadorea; Rhabditida; Thelaziidae
Source: the annotation of a GenBank genome assembly
AUGGCCAGCGCCAGACAUUCAGAACAACCACAAGUCAGGUCAGAAUUCAUUGCACUGUUGUCAUCUCAUUUUUUGCUGCGAGAAAUAGCUUUUAAUUACUCUAUAGUUCGAAAUAUUCUUGUUCACUAUGGAAAGUGCAAAUGUUCCGCUGGAUGCAGAAAUAUAUCUGGAAGCCAAGCAACUAAUGGCAAUAAUGAGACAAAUCAAAGUAUACAACGUUUAAUCACAACUAGCUUUCUGGAUGGAUAUGUAGUACGUAAAGUGGAAGCAAUGAAUGGUCGAAUUUAUCUUCCUCGAUUUCGACGCAACUACUGGCUAGGAACAAGAUAUUACUACAUGAAAUUUAAUAUUUUCUAUUUAUUUUUAUUCAAUCUAAGUGGUUUAAGGUGCCAGAAGUACGUUGAGUACUGUUGUGGAUUGACUUGCUGUUUGAAUGAAUCGAUUUCUAAUUUAAAUGGUUUGUCUUUAUACCGGAAAGUUCUUGGUCCAUUGAACAGAGCUUCAGUUUUUCAAUUUCAAAUUCUAGUUUUCGUAUUUAUCUGUUGCUGCUUACAAAAUUGA